Molecule: messenger RNA, 13277 nt
Organism: Cherax quadricarinatus
Lineage: Eukaryota; Metazoa; Arthropoda; Malacostraca; Decapoda; Parastacidae
Gene: Tet
Product: Ten-Eleven Translocation (TET) family protein
Biological process (GO): positive regulation of transcription by RNA polymerase II
Cellular component (GO): nucleus
Molecular function (GO): DNA 5-methylcytosine dioxygenase activity; zinc ion binding; DNA binding
Source: RefSeq, a predicted model, not a curated record
UCUUACCCACACGUCCCUCUCCAGACGCGCGGCCCCCACUCGUGCAUCACACCAGCACCCAUAGUCAUCUAAACCCACCCCACUGUCGCGUCUACAGGCCCCCACAGCUUCGUAGAACCAACGUACUAGCGUCCACAGCCGUCUGAAUUCACCCACAGUGGUGCCCACAGCCGACCACAGUCAGGGCACAGCACCCAUGGAUGGCCUGACACACAUCACCAAAUCAGUGGCCCUGGGAAUGUACUUUUUGUAGCCAUAAUCCGUUGUAUUGACCAGUUCUAACACUACCUGUGUAGUGUGGUGGCACCUGUGUAGUGUGGUGGCACCUGUGUAGUGUAGUGGCACCUGUGUAGUGUAGUGAUACCUGUGUAAUAAUGUUCCUAUUUUCUGUGAUGGUGCAAUAAUUAGUUGAGUUUGGGAUGAACGAGUGAGGGGGGUGACUAUCGUAACUUGUAUUAAAUUUACAUGAAGUGCUAGACCUCUACGGAUCACAGAGUGCUAGUUAAGGCUUGAUCCUCCGUCUCAUAAAAGCGAGAGAGACGCUGGUCUCCCAGCAAGGCUUACUACAGCUGCCGAACUAGCAAGAUGGUGUUUUACGAACGAAAGGGCAGGAUAUGUAGUGUUCGUGUAGGUAUGAGUUCGGUGCCCGGGGUGAGCCACGCCCACACCGAGGCCGCCCACGCCCACGCCACCCACGUUCCCCCACGCCACUUCCCUCCCUACAACUGUCUAGUGGAGAUGGAGUUGGGGGAGGGAUUGACUGGGCGGCUGCUAGACACCCAUAACCUGCUCUUCGGAGACGGGUUCUCCGACUCUCUGUCGUCACGUGUCGUGGGCGUUGACGGUAACAGUGCCUAUCGUCCCUGGGAAGCCGACCACCCUGGCGACCACCGCCCUACCGACCACCGUCUUGCCGACCACCGCCUCCACCCGCUGGCGGCGUCUUCGGCCCCUAUCCAGGUGCUGACUCACACCCCCGCCGCUUCCAGCGGCCAGAUGUCGCAUUACGCCCACACCAUCCCGACGUACAGCGACUCCUUUUCCACGGGGCACCAUGUGGCACCCCAGCACCCAGUGCCACACAAACUGCCGCCCUUCGCUGCCUUCAGCCCCGAGAGAAGUGUGGGCAGCACCACACCCUCUCCGCUACCUUCCUUCAAUACCCUGCCAUCUCCGCAUGCCCGCUACCCCUUGGUACCGGCGCCAGUGCAGGCGCGGGAGAUACCAACCAUCCAGCAACAGAUGAUGGAUGAGCGGCACAUCCGCAUGUUCGAAUCCCCGCAGGGAAGCGAUCCUGCGCCCUCAUCCACCACCCCAGCGCAAGUCUCCCCCAACACACAGCCUCCUGCUGGCUCCAGCGGUAGCAGCUGCAGCAGCGGUAGCACUAGUAGUACUAACAGUAACAAUAACAACAGCCACCAACAACAGCAGCAACAGCAACAACAGACAUUUGAGGGCAGUUCGUCUCAGCUAAGAGUCGACGGCCCAGUUCGCGUCGGAGUCAAGCGGGCGGGACGCGCGGGUUCGCUAGAGAGUUCGGAGAGUGACGCUUCUGUCUCCGGCACGGAGAACAGCGGCCAGGUUUCCAGCGUAUCCUCCACGGCCGUCAGCAACACCGACAACACCAACACUACUUCCGGUAUGAACUCCUCCACCGCCCCCUGCUCCGAGGGGGGUUUUCGACCCCCGCCUCCCCAACAGCCGCCCCCUCCGCAGGAUGACCCGCCGGAGAAACCGGUGAAGAAAAAGCGGAAACGUUGCGGUGACUGCGUCGGGUGCCAGCGCAAGGACAACUGCGGGGACUGCGCUCCAUGCAGGAACGACAAGUCGCACCAGAUCUGUAAGAUGAGGCGCUGCGACAAGCUUACAGAGAAGAGGACUCCUCGCGGCGAGAAGAUGGAACGCCGUCAGUCAGGGAUGGGCGCCAUGAUGCCCUUCUUCCCAGGGCCAGGGAUGGGGGAACAGCCGGCCCUUCCACCUCCAGAGAUCCCGCCCUUCCCCCACAUGCGGGAGCGCUUCCCCAACGCUGUAUGGGGCGGCGACGCGCCGCAAGGGCAGUGGCCGCCGCCCUUCCACCCUCCCGCCCUUGGCCACCCACCCAUGGGCCACCCACCGCCCCCGCCGCCACCACACCAGUUCAAUCAGUUCGAACCUCGGCAACCUAUGUUUAACUUCCCCGGGGGGCCCAGUGGUGCGCCAGCGCCCCCGGUGCCAAGUGUCUCCCAGUACAACAAUCAGUUCAACGGACAGUUUAACACGGGAGGUGACAAUGGUAACGGCGGGUACGUUCCCCAGGGGCAUUUCUCCCCGCAGACAUCGCAAACCUCCGUCCCUGCCUUCAGCAACGGGCCCCCUAACGGCUUCCUCAACCAAAAUCAGGGAAACGGAGUAGUGGGGGGUUCGUCUCCCCAUCACCACCGAUACCCAGGCUCUAAUGACUUCCAUCAACAACAGCAACAACAGCAGCAGCAGCAACAGCAGCAGCAACAACAGCAACAGCAGCAACAAGGUGGUAUGUUCAAGUCUCCAAUGCCCUCCCCAGCGGUGUCAGCCCCUGAAGCCUCGCCUGUCACGGGAGGCUUCACCAUGACAACUUUACCAUCUCCUCACGCCUCCGAACACCCAAACGAGAAGCCUGGGUACCCGCCUCCCCCCACGCAGAAUUUACUCGGCUCUAGAGUGUCUGCGGGCGGGUACUCGGGUCAAGCCUUGGAGGGGGGUGCGGGAGUGCCCCAAGGCAGCCCGCACGGCUCCGUAAGCGUCCAGAGUCGACUCAAAAACAUGAUAAUGUCUCGGCAAGGUGGGAGCUAUCCUGGUGGUAGUGUGGACUCUCCGCCCCUAGGAGAGGUUCACUUUUCGGGCCACGUGGCCGCUGUCACUAGUGUGGCGAACGCGGAGCCCGGGCACAUGCAUGAGUCACUCAAAAUGGCCCAGAAUUUUUUAGCCUAUAGGACUACAGAGUCUGGCCCGGGCUCUGUAGUCCACGCUAACAGUACUGAUGUGAAGGGCGGCGCUGAGACCACGAAGGUCCGCGCCAACAACACCACCAGAUGUUCGCCCCCGUUGCAGGGGGUAUCCCCGCGAGCCACACUAAUAGGAGCAUCGCCGCGAGCCACACUAACAGGAGCAUCGCCGCGAGCCACACUAACAGGAGCAUCACCGCGAGCUACGCUAACUGGGGCAUCGCCGCGAGCCACGCUUAUCGCGACAUCGCCGCGAGCUGCACUAACUGGGGCAUCGCCGCGAGCCACGCUAACCGCGACAUUGCCGCGAGUUAUGCUUCCAGGAGCAUCACCGCAAGCCACGCUCCCUGGGGCAUCACCGCAAGCCACGCUCCCUGGGGCAUCACCGCAAGCCACGCUCCCUGGGGCAUCACCGCAAGCCACGCUCCCUGGGGCAUCACCGCAGGCCACGCUCCCUGGGGCAUCACCGCAAGCCACGCUCCCUGGGGCAUCACCGCAAGCCACGCUCCCUGGGGCAUCACCGCAAGCCACGCUCCCUGGGGCAUCACCGCAAGCCACGCUCCCUGGGGCAUCACCGCAAGCACCGCUACCAUCGUCAUCGGCGCAGGGAACAUUCGCCAACACGCAGCCACAAGCACCAGAAACUUCGAGCGAGACUAUUAAGAUUAAAGAAGAAAAAGAAGAAAUCCAAACGAAAAGUGAGCUUGAAUUUAAUAAAGAUGUGGAAAUAAAACAGGAACAGGGAGACCCAUCAAUUAGCAUGGCGCCUAAACCGCCAGACCGACCAGACCUAAACUCACCAGCAGAUCAACUGGAUGUCAAACCAUCAUUUGAGCAGUUGGACCAAAAGCCGCCACUGGACCAGCUGGACCAAAAGCCAUCAUUGGCCCAGCUGGACCAAAAGCAGCAAGCGGAACAGCUGGAUCGAAAAUCGGUGAGAGAGGAUCUGGUCUCACAGCCAGCAAGAGAACAUAACACCAAGUCAACAGUGGAACACCUGGAGCACAAGCCAAGAUUGACUGUUCGUCAGGAUCCUGGCUGGAAACUCUCCGUGUAUGACUUUCCUGACAGUCCGGAUUCAGGUCAUAACCGCCAGGAUUUUCGGUUUGGCAGGGUCAGGGGGACAGGACCGUGCAUGUCGCGGCCUGUGUGUGCUAAUGUGGCUGGAUUUUGCCAGCCACUUCGCCAGCCCACCCCCGUGGGCCCACGGCUGCCCCCACCUUCAACAACUGAGGGACAGACCCGGCCCCCGGGGGCCCCUGCCUCUGCCUACCAGCCUCAACAAUCAGUUCCUGAAUACACCUCCAACACGACCACUACCAUCACCAAUUCUAACACUACCUCUUCGCCAGUCGUAGUGACCACCUCUACCAGUCAAAGUACACCUCAUCGGCAUCAACUGGUUCAACAGCAUGCAACCGCAUGUCAAACCAGUGUUCAACAGUGUGUUGAACAAACUACUGUUCACCAGGCUGGAAGGCAACGCGGUAAACAGAUUGUUACUACCAGUCAACCUGGUACUCGACAGGUCGAUACUAGUACACAGAUGAGGUACGACACACUACAGCAACACCACACUCAACACCAAUUGCACCAGCAUCAUCAACAACAUCUGCAACAUAAACAUGCAGAAAAUAUGCAGAAGCAUCUACAAGAGCAACAUCAUCAGCAUGUACACCAGCCACAGCGACCGCAACAUCAGUCUAUACACGAACAGCAACAACAUCAACUAAAGCAACAUCAUCUGCAGCAGCAACAUCUACAACAGCAGCAUCAACAUCUACAACAACAGCAGCAGCAUAUGAUGCAACACCAACAGCAGCAGCAUAUGAUGCAACAGCAGCAGCAUAUGAUGCAACAACAGCAGCAGCAGCAUAUGAUGCAGCAGCAAGAACAGCAACAACACCAGGAACAGCAGCAGCAGCAAAGACAGCAGCUGCAGCAGCAGCGGCAACAGAAAUUACAAGAGCAACAGGUGAAACAAGAACCGGUGACAGAAGUAGACGAGUCUCGAGGUUCUUCGUCCAGCCCAACAUCAGAGCUGGCGGAAAUGGAAGCUCGCAGAAUGAGACUUCGUCAGAACGAGUUGGACAUUCCUCGAUGUUCCUGCGCCGUUCCUCCUGGUAACCCAGACCCUGGUCCUAUCUACAGACAUUUGGGAGCUGCGUCUACCCUUUCAGAACUAAGAAGCAUGUUAGAGAAGCAAACAGGACAUUCAGGAGCAGCUGUAAGAAUUGAGAAAGUUAUUUACACUGGAAAAGAAGGAAAAACAGAAGCUGGCUGCCCAUUAGCAAAAUGGAUCAUACGUCGAAGUGGACCAGACGAGAAGGCACUUGCUGUAGUGAAGCACCGGGUGAAGCAUACAUGCUCUUCAACUUGGAUUGUGAUUGCUCUUGUAGCCUGGGAAGGAGUUCCCAUACCAGUUGCUGAUGACUUGUACUCCAUGCUCGUUUAUAAGCUCAACAAAUUUGGAACUCCUACAGAAAGAAGAUGCGGCGUUAAUGAUGAGCGCACUUGUAUCUGUCAAGGAUUAGACCAAGAAACGUGUGGAGCCUCGUUCAGUUUUGGCUGCUCAUGGUCUAUGUACUAUAAUAUGUGUAAAUACGCCCGCAGUAAAACUGCUAGGAAGUUCAGACUUACAGAUGAACAGGAGGAGUGUGAGGUAGAACAGAAGUUACAGAACUUAGCCACUCUUUUAGCCCCUGUAUAUAAGCAGUAUGCCCCAGAAGCUUAUAAAAAUCAGACAGCUUUUGAAAGCGACAGUUUGGAGUGUCGCCUCGGGUACAAUGGUGGACGCCCAUGGGCUGGAGUGACAGCAUGUGCAGAUUUUUGUGCCCAUGCUCAUAAGGAUAAUCACAACAUGAACAAUGGCUGCACUGUUGUUGCUACCUUAACUAAGCAUCGAGGAUUUAGUAAACCAGAUGAUGAGCAGCUCCAUGUCUUACCUUUGUACAUAAUAGACCCCGUUGAUGAGGCUGGAUCUUAUACAAGUUAUCAUCGUAAAGUCCAGUCAGGUGCUCUCGAGGUGCUCGCCAAAUAUCCCUGUGAAAUUCGUCUACGAACCGAGCCACUUCUCUCUUGUCGUGCAAGAAACCUUCUUGCAAGGGGUUUGCCUCUCCCAAAGCGAUUAAGGGGUAGAGGAAGAGGAAAAGCAAGAGGUUUAGGCAUUGGGCGAGGAAGAGGAAUGGAUGGAAUGAACAGCCCCAUAAUACAAAGUGUAGACUUCGGUGAUUCACUUGGGGUCGACCUAGACUUUAUGCUAAAUGGUAUCGACUUUAGUGAUCCAAACGAUGUGCUGAGCAAUUAUGGACUCGACGGUUCUGAUUAUAGUUGGUUGUUAAAUGUUGGACCAGAUAAUGAUUUUGGACUUUCUUGUGAUUUAGACCAGAUAAUUUCAUGUAAAGAUGAUAGUACAAGCAGUGAUGAUGUAGCAUCUUCCAAUCAACCAUUAGCUGACAUUAAUCACCAUGAUAGUGUGAAAGGUCCUGAGGGUCUGGCAGCCCCAGAAGGUCAAUUAAGCCAAAGACAGAAAGCUCCUGGCCAGGCUUCAGCAUUUACCGAAACUCACUCGGUCUCAGGUGACCCUCCUACUAGUCAUAUAGGAAGCUCACCCAAAGCAGUAGUUGGCCCUGGUGCCUCCCCUACAGUACAAGGUAGUCCUCACUACUCUCAUUCUAUGCCUCCUCCCCAAUCUCCGGCUCCUAAGAGACCGUACUCCCCACAGUGUUUUAAUUCUCCUCUUUCCUCUUGCUCUAAUACACCUUUACCUCCACAAUCUAUGAGUCCAAGUGUGUCUCCUCUCCCUUCUCCAGCCAUUCCUUCAGUUCUUCAUUCAUCCAGUCCUUGUCCUUCUCCUCUAGGUUCACCCACUACAAGAUCCAUCACUCCAUCAAAUCUUCCAUCAUCAUCUAGUCCAUGUUCAUCUCCCCUUCCAUCGCCACAUCUUAAAUCCUUCACACCACCACAUCCUCCACAUUCAUCAAGUCCUUGCUCAUCUCCAGUUCCCUCCUCCACUACAGAAUCAGCAACUCAGUCACAGUUCACUCAGUCACCUCAUAGCUGUCAGUCAUUGAUUGCUUCUCCUGUAGGAUUGUCUACAGGGGUUGCAACUCCACAUCAGUCACCUUUCGGGCAAGCUUGUUCUGUCAGUACUCCACUCACUCCUGUGUCAUCUCCAAACCCCCAUGGCCAAGGGGCUGCCAACCCCCAGCUUUCUCACACAUUUAAUAGUCAACAGCAACAAUGUACAAAUACAAUAGAAAAUCAAUGCCACAAUUAUAAUAAGACUCAAAAUGAACAGUAUCCCCAUUCCUUUCAACUUCCACAAAAUACUCCCUCCGCUGCAUGCAGUUUGUCACAUGUGAUGCAAAAUGGUGUUGAUCCAGCUCUGCAAAUGCACUAUAGAAGUACAAAUCAAUUUAGUAGGGGACCAAAUAUGCAAGAAGUAAUGCCUUUCCAUCAAGACAGGCUAUACAAUAACCCUUUUUCCAAUUUAACCAGUGAUGAAAACCCCAGUAGAAAUGAUCAACAGUGUAAUAAACUAAAAGAACCAGAAACUGUAAUCAAACAGAGUGACAAUGUAGAGAAUUUCCACGAUCCAGAUAUCGGAGGUGUAGCUAUUGCUCUGACCCAUGGUUCGGUGCUAUUUGAAUGUGCCAAACAUGAACUGCAUGCCACAACUGCACUCAAGAACCCAAAUAGACGUGAUCCAAAGAGAAUUAGUCUCGUGUUUUAUCAGCACAAGAACCUAAUUUACAGAAACCAUGGAUGGGCGAGGUUUGAGGAAAAGAUGGAAAAGAAAAGAAGUGAAGAAGAAAGAUUAAUCAAAGAGGGGAAGCUAAAACCUUCUCCACGAAAAAAGAAGAAAAUGAUGAAAGAAGGUUUCGUGUUUCCAGACGAAUGUAACACAGUGCUAGAGUCUGAUGCGCAGAAAAUGAACAGUGUACCCCAAAUAAAGGAGGAGCCAAAGUUAAGUCCUGUGUCAAAUGAAGGACAUAGUGUGGGGAGUAGAGUUGGGCAUCCAGAAGGUCAUCCAAUUGAUGUAAAAUCAGUAACCAUUUGCCCACCUUCAGAUAUAAGGCUUCCUAACCAUCCAGAUCUGAAAUCUCCUCCAGUAAGUUAUGCCAACUAUCAUAAACCUCUUCCAUCUGUCAUGGAAAACUGUAGAGCUUUCAGUCCUCACAAAUUUGGUGUUUCUCAUGCCCCAACAUAUUCCAUAGCUUCUCAUCCCCCUCAUGUAAUUACUUCCUCAUCACCAACCUUAAGUUUACAACUUCAAAAACCUCAUCCAUCUUCAGACCACAAUUACACAGGGACUCUCAAUCUGCAUGGGAACCAUCAGGGCGAACAUCGGCGCCCACCCUUUAACAUAUCCCUGCAAGAAUUCAAUCCCUACAGUUGUGCACCUAACCAAGGUCCAGAUUCAUACCAGCCUUUUUGCCAUCAGCAGCAUCGCAAUUUUCAUAAUCAGUAUCCUCAUCAAAAUAGCUCUGUCAACAGUGGUGUUCCAGUUUCAAAUUCUCAAAAUGCGUCAAAUCUUCCUCUCAAUCCCAUGAGUAGUCCUAUUCAUAAUUCAAUGCAGAGUCCUCAUGGAAAUACUGUACAUAGCCCAUAUGGCACACCAAUGAAUAGUCCACAUGUAAAUUCCUUGCAGAGUCCUCAUGGUAAUCCAAUGCAUAGCCCUCUUGGUAAUCCAAUGCAUAGUCCUCAUGGAAAUCCAGUUCAGAGUCCUCACAAUAACUCUAUGCUAAGUCCACAUCAUCUCAAUUCACCCAUGCUUAGUCCCCAUACAAACCCUCAUAACACACCCAUGUCAAGCCCUCAUGCAAAUUCCCACAGUACUCCUAUGCCAAGCCCCCAUUCAAAUCCUCACAAUACACCCAUGCCAAGUCCUCAUACCAAUUCUCACAAUACUCCAAUGCAAAGUCCAUACUCAAAUCCUCUUAAUACGCCCAUGCCAAGUCCCCAUAAUACACCUAUGCCAAGUCCACAUGCCAAUCAUCACCCAUCAUCCAUGACAAGCCCUCACAGUGCAUCCAUGCUAGGCCAAAGUCAAGGGUAUUCUAACCAGGCUUCCCAACCUUCUUAUGGUUUAACACCUCCAUAUAGCCCAGGUCCACAUGGUUCCAUACCGCAAGGAACACCCUUCCCCAAUUUCAGCAAUGUUAAUAGUUAUAGCCCCAUGGCACCACGGACACCUUCUGCCCACCCAACCUCCACUUGGUCAGAGAUGAGAUAUGCUCCGACUUUCAGAGUGACAGGACCGUACAGUGACUGGCCAGGAAGCUAAGAGUGUGGUCCCAAAACUCCUGUAUCUUGUUAUUCUCAAUUCUUGCUGUUACUAUGUUACUUCUCAAAUGCUGUGUAAUUUUAGUGUUUGGCUGUGAGCUGGCUAUAUUAGCUCAAAAUGUGGUAGCUGCGGUGUAACUGGUCACAAAGAGUGAAAACUUACUUUCUGUUCAGAUAUAGCACUAGUCGAUAUUUAUUUAUUGCGACUGAAGUAAAUGACAGUUGUUCUUUGGAGAGAUACUAUGACUGUACAGUAUGUAACCUUUUGCCAUAUCACAAGCCAUUACUUGUGUAAUGAUCUCAUCUGAGUGAAAGAUGUCUUUGUAGAACUUUUGGUGACAAUUCUCAUUGAUGAAUCAGUUGUAUAGUUAUAAGGUAGUCUUACCACAAGUGUUGCUUCUUAGAUGGCUUAUUUAUCAUUUUCCUUGUAAAUAGUACGCAGAUUGUUUAGUUUUUUAAUCUAAGGAUUUCCAUAGUUCUGAUAAUUGAAUUUUGAGGAAAUACAAAGAUGUUUAAAAUUUAAAAAUGUUGAACCUGACAUUAACAGACAUGAGGAUGUCUGCAUAUUUCUGGUGAUGUUUAAUACUCAGAAGUGUUCUCUGAAUGGUGUGGGGAAUAAUCAGAAUAUUGCUCAAAUAUUCUCCAUUGACAUUUGAUUUAUUUUAUUUUCUGUUUGGAAAUGCAUCACUUUAAGCCAAGAUGAUUACUAGUCUAUGCAAGGCAUUUUUAAGAAAUUUAGCCAUGUACUUUAUUUUACUUAGGAUAAUUACUAACGUAUUUUUGGCCAAAAGGAAGGCCUUGAUGAUGUUAUUGUUUUAAGGACUUGAUCACCAAGUACAUACAAAGUACACCCAUUCAGAUUCUCACAUCUAAUCUCAAAAACCAUAAUGAGCAGUUGUGAACACAUCUCCCCCGCCCAAAGUUACAGUAUGAGAAGAGCAGUUGAGGCUCCCGUACAUCAUGGUCUCUUGCACAUUAUUAAUACGAGUCACUCUUAUAUACGCAUUGUCAUAAAUGUGUGUAUAAAUUGGUUAAUGCACUAGCAAACAGUGGUGAGAAGAGCAUGCUGUAUUUGGGCCUUUACCAAGCAACAUUCUAGACUAAGUUGCCAGUGGGCAUAAUUUGAAUGAAACCCUCCAUGUGAGUGUAGCCAAGACGUGGAGUCCUCCAGCGAUAGAGUGGAGUUUAUCCGAGGCUUUUCUCUAGGUACUUCAUUUGUGGCAUUAUUGUUAGAUUUUCUCAAGCAAAUUUCUGAAGGACUUUCAUGGGUUUAGCAUUUUCUUUUUGGAAAUAUAAACUGAUCAAAUAUAUGGUAUGGUAUAUUGCAUUUAUGAUUUCUAUUUUUAUAUACAGUCUAAAAAAAGUUAUUGGGAGCUGUGUUUCCUGAAUGACCCUUGGAUGUUGGUGCAACAUACGUGGUUAUGUUUCUGCAGUUGUUUCCUCACAGGACUAGUGCUGGAGUCUUCACUUGGCUACACUUGCCUCUGUCGCCUUACUAUCGCCAUCUCUUGUACAAAUAACUUUUGUGCAAUCUCCUCCUUCCUUUACUUUUCCUAUUGAUUAUUCUUGACAAUUGAGGUGCACUAGUUCAUAAACACCCUAUAGAAAUAAAAAAAAAAUGCUGUAAUUUUUGGAUAUUACCCCUGUGCUACAUGCGAAAGGAUAAUGAAAAAAAUAAGCUCGAGAAUCUUUUUGUAUUUUUACAUGCAUUUUGAUACUUUUAUUGAAGGCAAAAGUGAAGUAUUAUUUCGUAGCAGAACCUUUGAGGCGGGAUGUAGAGAGGGGUUGGGGUGGACCCACUGGAAUGAGCUCUGUUGAGGACGUUGUAUAUUCAUCCUACUACGUUUAAAAGUGGCAUUGUGAUCUAUAGGUUGACUAGAAUGUUUUCGUCUGAGCAUUUCACUGUGGUAUUUUGAUGUCCAAAAAUGUAUAAAAGAUGUCCAAAAGCAGUGAAAAAGUGAAGAAAAAUCAUUAUAUAUUUGACAGGGGUAGCAACUGUGAGAUGUCUUUAUAAUGUUUAUAGAACUCAUCGAGAUAUUACAUUUCACCUGAAGUUGCACAUCUGGUCAUACAUACAUUGCCACUGUUGCCUUCCUUCCUGGUGCCCUAAUGUAGUAAGUAAUUAAACGCUUGAUUGUUGGAUAAGUCGUGAUGCUGGAUUAUAAAGUACAAAUUAAAUACCACCCUCAGUCUUAAGUUAUAGUGGCACUCCUCUUUACACCCCGCAGGCUUAGUUGAGAUAUCUUUAAAUCUUUCUGUCUCUUUCCUGUUUGAAGAACCUCUAUCCGUUUUCUGUCUUGGAACCUAGUCAUGUGUCUGUUGCAGAGACCCCAUUAUGUGACUCACGACUCAUCCCAUUGCCUUAGGUCAGAUGUAUUUUUGUGACAUUAGAAUGAGUAUUCUCUAUGCAUAUAUGUGGUGUAUUUAAUUUACAAAUUAUGCUGCACAUGCAAUAUGUGACUGAAGGAUGUAACUUAAAGCAAACUAUGGUCUUGAAUAUAUCUUUUAUGGAUGUAUGGGAUAUUGAUCUCCAGAAUAAGUAGAAACAAAUGAUACUUAUUUGCAUUAUGUUCCAAAUGGUAGGUGACCCCAUGUUAUACAGAGAUUGUUAUGCUCCCUACUCUAUUGUCACAGAAACACACUAUGUACUAAUUAAGAUAUUUCAGUUUCUACUGUUUUACAUUUAAGGGUUUCUGUGAUGAGGCUGACUGUCUUAUUUAACCUUAUCUAGUUCCUCGACUCUCACUCUGAUACACCCUUAUCUGACCAUAGACAACAAAGUUGGAACUUGAAUUCAAGGCAAAGAGUUACGAAAUGAUGAUGGCAGUGUUAUUGAAUAGUUGAUAAAGUCUCAUGCUUGUACAUACUUUAUCUUUAAGGUAGCCAACAGUUAUUAUUGUGAGGGAGUGAACAAUGAUGAGUCUUGUGAAGGGUUACCAUGAGGCUUAGUUUUCUAUUUAGUAACACAGGGGAAAUGGCUCUUUAUGGUAGCCCUCGGCAAGGUUCAUGAUGUUGAUUGCAUCACUAUUACGAAUAAUGAUUAUAAUCAAUGUGCCGAUAGAUAUGCUCUUUUUCCCUUUGCUGAUAAUUAUGUUCUGUUUAGAUGCAAUAAUAUAUAAAAUUGUUUGUGCAGUUUGUCAGACACUCCGCUGUUCGUUUCUACCAUAUUGCGGUAGUCCACAAUAGCAAAGAACUUUGUGAGAAUUUCAGAUUCGGUGCUCUCCUAAGGACGCCUUAGCACAGAUAAUGUUAUUCAUACAGAAUUCUUGUAGCACAUGUGACAAUUAUGAAAACCUUGAACCUUAAAUAAGUUUCAGUGAAACUUAUAUUCUUUCUAUUAUGAAUAGAAAAAUAAGUUUUACUGCAAUUAAAACUAGGUUCAAAUAUUAGGAUUUGUCACGCGUUUGUGGACCAGCCCUGUACAAUAGUCCCGCAGGCCCCCCACAUUGUGGCCUGUGGACCCCCACCAGGUACCCCCCCCCAAAUGGACUGUGGCUAAGAGGCUGGUCAUGGACAGGUACUGGCAAGGUAAUGGUAUGGAGGAUAUGGUACCAGCAGUCAUGAGUGCCUCGCAGCCUUUGAUCUGAGUGUCCCUUAGAGGCAAGUUUGACAGUUUCAGAGACUUGCAAUUUAGCAGAUUUUCUGUAGAUAUCGUGGAGUUCUAGCAAUAUUGCAAAUUGCUGAAACUGUUUGAAACUACCUUGAACCACAUACAGAAUGUUUUCUUGUUGACUGUUGCAUGUUAUUGUGCCAACAUUUUGGGUCUCUCCUCUGAGUUACCAGAUAAUCAAAGUUGCCAGAUGCCUAUAGAUUUUUACUCUAUUUAAACAACCAGACUGUUAUUCAUAGCUUAAAAAUCUAUAAUUUAAAGCGAAUCUCACCGAGGACCCAAGUCUCAUUCAGGCAGGCUGUGGGGCAUUGGUGGCUGCGAUAGAGUUAGUAUACUAGAGUAGAUCAAGUGUAGAUGGAACAUGUAUCAAUAAUUAUGCUGUCUAUGUUCUCAUCCUCAAUAAAUGAUCAAAACAA